CGGUCAGCCGUGUUAGACGCAACCCUUAGAUACAAGAAUAGUGCCUCGCCCCCGUCUGGAAAUGCCUUUGUUUGUCCUGCAAUUACCUACUCGGACACCAAAGAUAGCAAACAGUCGCCGACUUGACAAAGAAUAGCAAGCGUCACUACCAACACUCAACCUCGAAGGCUUGUUAACCGAACUUUGAAAAAAUAAAGUCAUUGUUACCUCGCCAAGCUACUGUCUGCUGCCUGAAAGCCUAGCCUGGACCCAUUUUCUAUCAUCGCUGCAGUCUCAAGUACCCAUUCGCUGCUGCCCCUCCCUUGCCGAAAACGGGUCAUUCCAUUAAAGCAGCCCAAACGCCAACACCCCUGCAAAUUGCAUUUCGAGCUGGCGCCUUCUUUGACUCAUCAUAGAAGUUGCAUAAUCUGCCCCAGAAAAAUACCCUACCAUACUAAAGCACAUUUACUGCCACUACUUGAUUAAAAAGUCCUUUGCUGCCCGAGGCAUCUGACAAUGGUUUCCACAACAAUUCAAACAACUUUACCAACCUCACAACCACAACCGUCCAGCGCCAGGCCAGCAUCUCCUCUACUUGCAUCCCCAUUCAGGAGAAAGACCAUGAGCAUCACACAAACAUACUACCUGGCCCACAAGGCCCGGGCCAAGCUCUCCUCCGAGGCCCAGCGCCCCGACCACAACCUCCGAAAACUCGUCGGCAGCGCUAACCUGCUCGACGCCCUCAUGAUGGAGCUUGCCGACGCUGAGCGUGAACAGGAGUCGUGGUUCAACCAGUCUGUCCGUGCCAGCACAACGCCCAAGAACGCAGAGAGGAGGGUGCAAUGGGCAGACACCGUCGUCGAGGAGCCUGAGGAUGACUGGGAGGCCGACGACGCAGCAUCAGACUCUUCUGACGAUGAGAGCGAAUUCGACGACGACGAGGAUGUUGAGAUGGCAGACAUUGUUUCCCUGACCAGGGUACCUUCUGCUGCCACUAAGACUGCCGCUUCAAUGGCCGCACAAGACAGUGAAUACUUUGAUGACGAUGAGGACUACGAGCACCUGUCCCUGACCAGGUCGCCAUCGCACUCGGCCUCACCACCACCCCCGCCUGACUUGGACGAGGACGACUCUGACAUAUCAGAGGACGAGUCGAUGCCGCCGUCACCGGAAACUUCCGCCCUGCCUGCAUUCAACGAGAAGGAGGCCAAGCAACAACAAGAAACACAAUCACCACCGACAUCACCAACAGGACAAGGGUUCUACAGCGAGGGGUACUACAUCCCACCGAGGAAUCCUGCCGGCUUGAUCUCAGCAAUAUCGGUCUACUAAGAGUGCAUCUCGAUGAGACACCUUAUUCUUGUUUUAUUUUUCCAGGCACGGCGUUAAAAAAAUAUUAUUUGAUAUCGGAUAUCAGCGAUGGACUCCUGCUUUUUGCAAUACCCAACCCGGUUUUUUGUUUUUGUUAUACGCGAUCCUCUUUUUGGAUCUGCUGGGACACACUCUCCACUACCAGAAGCAUGCAAGCUUAUUUCUUCUUAUUGUGCUUACUCUCGAUUGCAAGGCAUGUGCAACGAAGGGGGAAUUGGAUCAUGCAUGGGACCUAUACAUGGGUCAUUAUGACGAUAGUGCAGACAGACUCUCGCAGCGUGAGUAGCUGCCGAUAGUCCAAUGCAGAGAAAUUAUGUAAAUCAAUAAUAACAAAAGAUUCAUUCAUGACAA
This is a messenger RNA of Pyricularia oryzae 70-15, 1701 nucleotides long. RefSeq lists its product as uncharacterized. Bases 496 to 1311 code for a protein of 271 amino acids. The record is from RefSeq and is a predicted model, not a curated record. Lineage: Eukaryota; Fungi; Ascomycota; Sordariomycetes; Magnaporthales; Pyriculariaceae. The transcript has a single exon.